Molecule: messenger RNA, 1569 nt
Organism: Miscanthus lutarioriparius
Lineage: Eukaryota; Viridiplantae; Streptophyta; Magnoliopsida; Poales; Poaceae
Source: the annotation of a GenBank genome assembly
AUGGCUGUGGCAUUGGUGGCCACCUGCUUCGUCAUCCUCGUGCUCAGCUCCGUUGUUUGGCUCCGCGGCCGUCAGAAGCGGCUGAACCUCCCACCAGGGCCGCAGGGAUGGCCGGUGAUCGGCAGCCUCGGCUUGCUGGCAGGCGCUCUCCCGCCGCACCGCGCACUGGCCACGCUCGCGGCGCGCCAUGGCCCGCUCAUGCAUCUCCGGCUUGGCUCCUUCGACACCGUGGUGGCAUCCUCGGCGGAGACGGCACGGCUGGUCCUCAAGACCCAUGACCUCGCCUUCGCCGACCGUCCGCCCACGGCCUUCGGCGCCAUCCUCGCCUAUGGCUGCAAGGGCAUCCUGCAGACUCCCUACGGCCCCUACUGGCGCAUGGCACGCAAGCUGUGCGCCACCGAGCUCUUGUCCCCACGCCGCGUCGACUCGUUCGAGCGCAUGCGCGCACAGGAGACGCGCGCGCUGACUCGCGGCCUGUUCGAGUCCGCCGGCGCCACCGUCGAGGUGAAGGAGCACCUCGUGAACUUCACCAUGCGGAACAUCCUUCGCAUGGCUGUCGGGGACAAGUGGUUGGGCUUCUACGGCAGUGAGGAAGGCGAGGCGUUUCGGCGCACCCUGGAUGAGGCGUUCGCGGUGACCGGCGCCGUGAGUAACAUCGGCGAGUGGGUGCCGUGGCUGGGGCAGCUUGACGUGCAGGGCUUCACUCGUCGGAUGAAGAGGGUGCACGAGCAGCUGGACCGGUUUACGGAGCAGAUCCUCGACGAGCACGAGAAACACCGGCGACGCUGUGCUAGAGACGGCGGCGAGUUCGCAGCGACAGACAUGGUGGACGUGCUUCUGCAGCUAGCCGAGGAGGGCGGCGGGCCGGAGGAACCGGAGGCCCGGCUCACGCGCGAUGGUGCCAAGGCCUUCAUGCUGGACAUCAUUGCCGGUGGCACGGACACCGCGGCGAUUACGAUGGAGUGGGCGUUGGCGGAGCUCCUCCGCCGCCCGGACGCCAUCGCGGCCACCACCGCCGAGAUGGACCGCGUGGUGGGCCGUGGUCGCUGGGUCACGGAGCAUGACCUGCCAGCGCUCCCCUACUUGGACGCCGUGGUGAAGGAGACGAUGCGGCUCCACCCUGUAGCCCCUCUCCUGGUCCCUCGCCGCGCCCGUGAGGACACGGUGGUCGGAGCCUACGACAUCCCAGCCGGAGCACGCGUGCUGGUGAACGUGUGGGCCGUGGCGCGCGACCCGUCGUCGUGGUCUGACGCGCCCGAAGAAUUUCGGCCGGAGCGAUUCCUCGCCGGGGGUGGCGCCAGGGACGUGGACGUGCGCGGGGUGCACUUUGAGCUACUGCCAUUUGGGGCCGGGCGGCGGAUGUGCCCGGCCUACAACCUCGCGAUGAAGGAGGUGGCGGCGGCCCUGGCGAACCUAGUGCACGGGUUCACGUGGCGGCUGCCGGACCGGGUGGCGCCCGAGGACCUGAGCAUGGAGGAAUUCUUUGGGCUCACGACGAGCAUGAAGGUGCCCCUCGUCGCCAUCGCCGAGCCCAGGCUGCCGGAGCACCUCUACGCCGAUGUGGACUAA